This is a messenger RNA of Puma concolor (puma), 486 nucleotides long. The record is from RefSeq and is a predicted model, not a curated record. Lineage: Eukaryota; Metazoa; Chordata; Mammalia; Carnivora; Felidae.
AUGGAGGAGGCUCAGAAACAGAAGGAACUCGCAAAAGCUGAGAUCGAGAAGAUUCUGAAGGAGAAAGAGCAGCUGACUGCAGACCUGAGCUCCAUGGAAAAGUCUUUCUCUGACCUGUUCAAGCGGUUCGAGAAACAGAAGGAGGUGAUCGAGGGGUACCGCACGAACGAAGAGUCACUGAAGAGAUGUGUGGAGGAUUACAUAGCGAGAAUUGAAAAGGAGGCCCAGCGGUACCAGGCCCUGAAGGCCCACGCGGAGGAGAAACUCCAGCGCGCCAACGAGGAGAUCGCCCAGGUGCGCAGCAAGGCCCAGGCGGAGGCCUUGGCCUUCCAGGCCAGCCUGAGGAAGGAGCAGACGCGCGUCCAGUCACUGGAGAAGACGGUUGAGCAGAAGGCGAGCCCCCGGGGCCCCGGCCCCUGGACUAAGGAAAACGAGGAACUGACCCGAAUCUGUGAUGACCUCAUUUCCAAGAUGGAGAAGAUCUGA